Messenger RNA from Gigantopelta aegis, 1503 nucleotides. RefSeq lists its product as uncharacterized. NCBI's taxonomy places the organism in Eukaryota, Metazoa, Mollusca, Gastropoda, Neomphalida, Peltospiridae. The coding region runs from base 1 to 1503 and encodes 500 amino acids. Gene Ontology annotation, molecular function: DNA binding; nucleotide binding; DNA-directed DNA polymerase activity. The transcript is spliced from 2 exons. The record is from RefSeq and is a predicted model, not a curated record. Gene Ontology annotation, biological process: DNA replication.
AUGGAAUACGAAUUAAGAGAUCGUGGGAUGACCGUAGCUGAAUCGGAAACCGUAUCCAGUCCCAUUGUUCAGGUUCCAAGUGAGUGGUACAUCCGAAAAGAUCAGUUUAGCGAAGUGUCCAUCCAGUGGUUGAAAUGGCUUCAACACCAAACUCAGAACAAGUACCAGAUACAGCAUGUUCUGAAUGGUUGGGAACAUCUAGUACCAGGAACUCACUACCGACUGGAUGGAUAUUGUGCUAAAACAAACACAGCCUUCGAGUUCCACGGCUGUUUGUGGCAUGGUUGUCGUCAGUGUUUUCCACAUGAACGUUCUUCCACCAUCCAUCCUAGAACCAAUCAGUCCAUCGAUGAACUUUAUGCUCUGACGUGUAGAAAGAGAGAAGAUCUGAAAGUGAAAGGAUACAAGGUCAUCGAGAUCUGGGAACAUCAAUUCCACGACCUUCUGAAAUCCAACCCAGAACUGUCACAGUUUGUGAACUUAGAUUCUUUCUUUGGAGGGAGAACGAAUGCCAGCACGUUACACUACAAAGCAAAAGAAGGGGAAGAAAUCAAAUAUGUCGAUGUUACGUCUCUAUACCCUUGGGUCAACCAAUAUUGUCAGUAUCCCGUGGGUCAUCCUAAAAUCAUACACAAGGAUUUCAAGCCAUUGGAUGAAUACUUUGGAAUCGCCAAUGUGAAAGUCAUCCCACCGAGAAGACUCUACCAUCCUGUUCUGCCUUACCGUUCCAAUGGAAAACUCAAGUUCCCCCUAUGCAGAAGCUGUUCUGACCAAGAAUUACAGACGCCACGCCAACAUACUGAUGACGAGCGAAGCAUCAUUGGAACCUGGUGCAUUCCCGAAAUUCUUAAAGCCGUGGAAAAGAGGUACCAAGUCAUCAGAGUCUACGAGGUCUACCAUUGGCCUGAAGCAACACAGUAUGACCCGGCAACACGCGAGGGUGGUCUCUUUGUCGAGUACAUAAACGCCUUUCUCAAAUUGAAACAAGAAGCCAGUGGAUGGCCCGAAUGGUGUGUCACUGAGGAAGCCAAAGACAAAUAUAUUAGACAAUACAGAGACAAAGAGGAUGUACAGCUUGACAAUGAAAAUAUCGUAAAGAAUCCAGGACUUCGUUCGCUGGCUAAACUGUGUCUGGACAGUUUCUGGGGGAAGUAUGGUCAACGUCUGAAUUUGAAGCAGUCUGUCUUUAUUCACGAAAACAAUGCAGAAGUCUUCUUCCAGAUGUUGGCAGAUCCCAUCAAAGACGUCAUCGAUUUUCACGUGCUGACAGAGUCCAUUUUGCAGCUCGAAUACCAACACAAAUCCACCUUCAUACCAGAAGACCUAAAAACCAAUGUUUUUCUGGCAACGUUCAUUACCUGCUGGGCAAGGCUGAAGUUAUACAGUGUGCUGGAUAAGCUGGGCGAAAAUGUGUUGUACUACGACACGGACAUCUUUGUGGCCAGACCUGGAAACUAUCAACCCGGGAGAUUAUCUGGGAGAUUAUCUUGGACAGUUGACUGA